This is a messenger RNA of Apus apus (common swift), 2695 nucleotides long. RefSeq names its product inositol monophosphatase 1 (gene IMPA1). The coding region runs from base 124 to 960 and encodes 278 amino acids. The record is from RefSeq and is a predicted model, not a curated record. Gene Ontology annotation, biological process: inositol metabolic process; phosphatidylinositol phosphate biosynthetic process; signal transduction. The transcript has 9 exons. Gene Ontology annotation, molecular function: inositol monophosphate 1-phosphatase activity. NCBI's taxonomy places the organism in Eukaryota, Metazoa, Chordata, Aves, Apodiformes, Apodidae.
CCGCCCGCCGCAGGCAGCGCCGGGCGGCGGAGGAGGCGGCGGGAGCGCGGCUGCGGGAGCGCGGGUGCGGGAGCGGGAGCGGGAGCGCGGGCGGUGCCGCUGCGACUGUUUAUCUGAGAAAAGAUGGCAGAUCCUUGGCAAGAAUGUAUGGAUUAUGCAGUUACUUUAGCAAGGAAGGCUGGGGAGAUAAUCCGUGGGGCACUCAAAGAAGAAAUAUCUGUUAUGACUAAAAGUUCACCAGUAGAUCUAGUGACAGAAACUGAUCAAAAAGUAGAAACCUUCAUUAUUUCUUUGAUAAAAGAAAAGUAUCCUUCUCACAGCUUCAUUGGAGAAGAAUCUGUUGCCGCUGGGCAGGGCAGCAUUUUGACAGAUAACCCCACGUGGAUUAUUGACCCUAUUGACGGAACUACCAACUUCGUACACAGGUUUCCAUUUGUGGCAGUUUCAAUUGGCUUUGUUGUAAACAAAAAGAUUGAAUUUGGCAUUGUGUAUAGUUGUAUAGAAGACAAGAUGUACACUGCCAGAAAAGGAAAAGGUGCAUUUUGCAAUGGUCAAAAGCUUCAAGUAUCAGGCCAAGAAGACAUUACCAAAUCCCUUUUAGUAACAGAAUUGGGAUCAAAUCGUGAUCCAGAGACCAUAAAAAUUAUUCUAUCUAACAUGGAAAGACUUCUCAGUAUUCCUAUUCAUGGGAUUAGAGCCGUUGGUACAGCAGCUGUGAACAUGUGCCUUGUGGCAACAGGUGGGGCAGAUGCCUAUUAUGAAAUGGGAAUUCACUGCUGGGAUAUGGCAGGGGCUGGAAUCAUUAUUACUGAAGCAGGUGGAGUACUGCUAGAUGUAUCAGGUGGACCAUUUGAUUUGAUGUCUCGAAGAAUAAUUGCAGCAAGUAGUCGAGCUAUAGGAGAGAGAAUAGCCAAAGCACUUCAAAUAAUUCCUCUGAAAAGGGAUGAUGCACAGAACUGAAUACCAAAACUACACCUUAAAUCUAACUAUAUAAUGUUGUCUCAUACUCCCAUAUUGUGGUGGUUCUACACUGUGAACCUGAUAAAAAAUAGAUAAAUCGAUGGUAGCCUUUAAUGCUGGUGUGACUGCUAAGUAGUGUUUUGAGAUAGGACCAACAUUCUAAAUUAUCUCUUAUUGUUGAGAAUUUAAUUUAACAUCACAAUUACAUAAAGAUCUAUAAAAAUAAGCAAAUAUAUGCAACUAAUUUUUUUCAGUUUUUAUACUAUGCUGAAAGGCAUAGAAAGAGACUUUUAAUGUCUAGAUAAAUACAAAUCUCUAGUUCUAAAAGUGACAAAAUUUAAUCUCAAAGCACCAAUUCAUCACAUCUUACGCUGAACCCAAAAAGAUGAAGGCAUUACUUGUUGAUGCAGCCUCACUUUCAUCUGUUGUUUUCUUAAGUGUCUUCAAUGUAUCCAUUUCCUUACCUUGUUAAAGAUUUUAUAGAGGUAGCUCACACAUUUCCAAACGUUUUUCAGUUGCUUGUAAUUUUGGCUCUAAUUUAAAACCUUUAUUACUUGUCAUUGGUUUUGUAGUCAUCAUCCUGUCUUUCUCAUGGUAGAUAAACACAAUCUCUUAUGUGGCCAGUAUGCUUUCAGUUUCAUUACAGUUGCAAAAAUAGUAGUUAUUGUGCAUCUCCCAGAAAUAAGUUCUGAGCCCACCUUCUAUCACUAAAUGGAUUUACUCUUAAGAAUUAUUUGCAUUUGACUAUUGGAAUCAGCUGAUACUAGGUCCUUUAUCUUACUCUUGGUAGUUAUAAUUCUGUUAAUUUUGCUUGAGUUUCUCCAUGAAUGGGUGUGUUUUGAAGAUUAAGGAAUCAUUAAAAUCCAAGAGAGUUUUCAGUAACUCAACUGGCAGAAAAAUAAGCCCAUAGUCCAGAUUUUUUCCAUAAUGUUCUGUAAGUUAUGAAAGCAGAUUUCCAUUGUGUUACAGACUAUACAGGCACAGAGGAAGAUACAUAUCUGAACCUUACGGGUUUAUAAAUCUUAAGACAUAAUUAGUAUUUUAAUUCUUGGUGUGAGCUGCUCUAAACCUCAAAAAACUGUAUUGGUUCCUCGAAUUUUUUGUGUUUAGGAUUGUUAAAAGUAUCAGUGUACUGUUCAAAUAAUGCACUUUAAAAAAUAAUUAAAUUAGAUCAGUUUUUAAACUGAUUUUUCCAUGUCUAAAGUUUCAUAAAGAAAGUUGUCUCAUUGGUGGUCCAGUCAAGACACAGCAAUGCUUUGAAAAACCUGAGUUUUUGUACUGCUGUCUCACUGUUUUUAAUCUGGAAGAUGCUGUUCUCUAUCUUGACGUUUCAGCAGAUCUCUUAUUGUAAAUUUCAGUGAUUUAUAUCAGUUGAUUUUUUUGCAGAUUUUGCAGAAAUACUUAAUUUGAAGUUGUAUCUGAUGCCAGAUGAUUAACAUUAGUGAGAUCACCCUGCUAUUUAAAGGUCUUGUAAAAAAGCCAAACUUAGGUUCGUUUACUUUUUAAAUUUCCAUUGACAUGGAUAGAAACUCCUUGAGCAUUUCACUGUAACUAUUGCUGUAAUUGAUGUGGUAUCACCAUUAUUUCUUGAGAAGUAUGUAUACUGAACCAUUUCUGUGGCUUUUGUACAACAAAUUCUGCAUAAUGUUUUUAAACUGAUUUAUUUGUGAAAUGGGCACGUCUACAAAUAAUUGAGAUGGGAGAACACAUUGGAAAUAAAUAUGCUUUAGCAGUA